AUGACUGAAGAACGACUUACUACUCUACCACCACAUGCUCCACCGACCGAAAACUCGAGAACCGGUGCAUAUUAUCCAACAUUUCAAGAUAUGAAAGCUGAUUCGAUAUCUAUUUUGGUAGAAACUUAUUGGAACAGUAAAGAUCCUAAUAAGAUAGUAUGGGAUUCGUCUAUUGUUGAAAAAAUCUAUAAUGAGGAAUUAGAAUCGAAAGGUUUUGAACCGAAAAAACUAAUGUUACUAGAGCUUAGCCAGUAUCUAGAAAAAUAUCUUUGGCCACAUUAUGAUUCACAAGCUUCACUUGCCCAUGUAUUAUCAAUUGUAUUGAUGGUCAAUGAAAAAUUUCGUGAACGAGUAGCUGUAUGGGAUUGUUUUAUGAAAAGUCCUGAACAAUUCUCGGGUUUUUUCAACCGUGUUCUCGAACUUGCUAUUCCUCCACUAGCAAAUACACUUUCUCUUAUAGUACGAAAAUAUAUAGUAUUAUUCUUAGUUCAUGUUUUUCAGAGUAUUGAGAAUCAAUUAAUCCGGGGAGAAUGUAUGAUAUUGGUCUCACUUGUAACAUGGCAUUGUUUUGGUACAGCGUCAUUGAGAGAGCAAGAAUUCGCAAAUAACAAAGAUUUGAAAAAGAUUUGGAAUGUAUUUGUGAAAAGAUUCAAGAAAGCAGAUGAACCACAAAAGAAAAAAAUGAUUUUCGAGAGGACAUGGCUAAGCAACUUCAUGAAAGCAUUUGUGGAAAUUUUAUAUACAAUACCCGAAACUGGAGAAUUAAAUUUUGAAGUCUUAGCUUAUCUUGAACGUUGUCUGGAAUUUUUCAUUGACCUUGAAGCUCAACUUCCAACAAGACGUUAUUUUAAUAAAUUAUUAGAAGACCAUCAGAUAUUGACGCUUUGUAAAUUUGCACCGAUUAUGAAACGUGAUAUGUCAAACGAACUCCUUUUCAAGCAACUUUUAGAUAUAUUAAAGUUCUACGCUGGAUUUGAAAUUGAUGAUCAUACUGGUUUAGCUUUGACAGAUAACCGAAUGACAGAGCUACAUUGUAAAAGAUUAACUGUUCUUCAGCGAAUCGCUUUUGAACAUUUUAAUAUCACAUUAAAAUCAUUGGCAUUAUCAAAUUUUGCUUCCAUUGAACGAAGGCCUGACUUACAAAGACAUUUUGAUGCAUUAACUCAUGAAGAAAUAAUAAGAUUAUGUGAAUUUUUAAAUAUUCGAACAAAUAAAUUGGUUGGUGGAGGACAUUACGAUAAAGAUUUUUUGGUGGAGAUGAGGUUAGUUUUCUGUGAAUUAAGAAAUUUUAACUUGUUUCGAUUGGAAACAACUUAUGAAAUUCGGCAAGAUAUUGAGGAUGUCGUGAAACGGCUGGCACCGAGAAUUUCUUACCUUUCGGGUAAAACUGAUUUCACUGGUUGGGCUCGUAUGGCAGUAGAAAUAGAGACAUUUAAUAUAGUAGAGGUUGGUAAACCGAAUAUUGGUGAAAGUAAACCAUCAAUAGUCAAGGCCGAUGUGACAUUUAAUGUUGGUCGCUAUACAGAAUCUAUUCGUAAUGAAUGGGAUUCUUUGAAACCACAUGACGUGUUGUUUUUAUUAGCAAUACAGGCUCAUGAUGAUACUGCUGAAAAAUAUAAAGAUGUUAUGCCAUUCAGACAACAUUUUGGUUUAAAGUAUGUUCGAGGCUGUGAAGUUAGCGAUAUAAUUGGUGACGAUGGGAAGCCAAUUGAUGAAGUUGGAAAACCACGUAUUGAUGAUAAGAAACCUAAAAUUUCCGGAAAUAUGAGGACAGUUCGUGUGAUUUUGGAUCCGAACCAAUAUAAAAUUGAUAUGAAUAGAUUUUCAAGUACCAGGGAUGAAGAUGUAUAUGAAACUUUUAAUGUCUUAAUGAGAAGGAAGCCAAAGGAAAACAAUUUCAAAGCUGUUCUUGAAACGAUUCGCGAUUUAAUGCAAAGUGAAUUGGUGGUACCAGAUUGGUUACAUAACAUAUUCUUGGGUUAUGGUCACCCUGGUAACGCUCAUUAUUCCAUGAUGCCAAAUCGACCGAAAGAAAUUGAUUUUCGAGAUACUUUUUUAAAUUACGAACAUUUGGUUGAAAGUUUUCCUGGCAAAGAUAUUUUACCAGCAGAAGGGUUUAAAGCACCCAUUCCACCACCUUACAUCCUACAAUUUUCUGAGAAUAUUCAAAUCUCAAAAAAGAGGAAAGUUGAUGAUUCUGAAAAUAUAAACCCUUCUCAGUCUAAUGUAAACCCAGAUCAGAUAUUGGUCAAAACAUAUAGUUUACCAAAUAUGGGACCUUAUCCAUUUAAUCAGCCUAAAAAAAAUGUCAUUAAAUUUACUCCCGUACAAGUGGAAGCUAUUAAAGCAGGAACCAACCCUGGUCUUACUAUGGUCGUCGGUCCUCCAGGUACCGGUAAAACAGACGUAGCUGUUCAGAUUAUUGCCAAUCUAUAUCAUAAUUUUACUGAUCAGCACACAUUAUUGGUUACGCAUAGUAACCAAGCUCUGAAUCAGUUAUUUGAGAAGAUUAUGGCUCUUGAUGUUGAUGAGAGACAUUUACUUAGAUUGGGUCAUGGUGAAGAGGAACUCAAUACAGAACUGAGUUUUAGCAAAUAUGGCAGAGUCAAUUCAUUUUUGGAAAAACGUCUAUCGUUGCUUUCGGAAGUAGAUCGUCUUGCCAAAUCAUUACAGAUUGGUGGUGAAUAUGGAUAUACAUGUGAAACUGCUGGAUAUUUUUAUUUGUAUCAUGUAUUGUCGAAAUGGGAGCCUUACAUUGAUAAAUGUAGGCAAGGAUUAAUAAAUAAGAAUUUCGAUGUAGAAAAAAUAAGGAAUGAGUUCCCUUUCACCGCAUAUUUUAAUGAUGCCCCCCAACCACUAUUCCCUGAAGAUGCAAGUUAUGAAGAUACCUUAGAAAUUGCCGAGGGGUGUUUCCGUCAUAUAGAAAAAGUAUUUACAGAACUUGAGGAGAUUCGUGGAUUCGAAUUACUUAGAACUAGUUAUGAUAGAGCUAAUUAUUUAUUAACGAAGGAAGCUAAAAUUAUUGCUAUGACUUGUACUCAUGCGGCGUUAAAACGGCGCGAAUUGGUUUCUUUAGGAUUUAAAUAUGAUAACGUAGUAAUGGAAGAGGCAGCACAAAUUUUGGAAGUCGAAACAUUCAUUCCUUUGUUAUUACAAGAAACUGAAGAUGGUCGAAGUAGAUUGAAAAGAGUGAUUAUGAUUGGUGAUCAUAAUCAAUUACCACCUGUAGUGAAAAACAUGGCUUUUCAAAAAUUUGGAAACAUGGAACAAAGUUUAUUCACUAGAUUUGUUAGACUUGGUGUUCCAACCAUUGAUCUAGAUGCUCAGGGACGUGCUAGGCCCUCUAUAGCGAAAUUAUAUAAUUGGCGUUACAAAAAUUUGGGUGAUUUGUCAUCAGUAAUUGAAAAGGAUGAAUAUAAAAAUGCUAACGCUGGUUUUAUAUACGAAUACCAAUUAAUAAAUGUUGAAGAAUUUAUGGGUAAAGGUGAAAGUGAGCCUGUUCCAUAUUUCUAUCAGAAUCUUGGAGAAGCAGAAUAUGUCGUUGCAGUAUAUCAAUAUAUGCGAUUGUUGGGUUAUCCAGCUGAAAAGAUUACAAUCCUAACAACUUAUAAUGGGCAGAAAGCUUUAAUAAGGGAUGUUUUGAGCCAACGAUGUUCAUGGAAUCCUUUAUUUGGUCGCCCAGCUAAAGUUACAACAGUUGAUAAGUUUCAAGGACAACAAAAUGAUUAUAUCCUUUUAUCUCUGGUUCGUACGAAAACUGUUGGGCAUAUACGAGACGUUAGACGUCUUAUUGUGGCUAUGUCUCGUGCUAGAUUGG
Funneliformis mosseae is the source of this 3817-nucleotide messenger RNA. The record is from the annotation of a GenBank genome assembly. Lineage: Eukaryota; Fungi; Glomeromycota; Glomeromycetes; Glomerales; Glomeraceae.